Molecule: messenger RNA, 483 nt
Organism: Microthlaspi erraticum
Lineage: Eukaryota; Viridiplantae; Streptophyta; Magnoliopsida; Brassicales; Brassicaceae
Source: the annotation of a GenBank genome assembly
AUGAAUCUCAACACCGAAGCAAACGGGAUCAAUGCAAGUGGUGACCGAACUAUUGGAGCAUCUGAUCCCGAACUCGAAUUCAGCAGGAAGCGACAAAAAAUCGCCCACCUCGAGUCUCGAGUGCAACACAUGACCAGACCAGCACUCGAUAUUGAAAUUGAGAAAUUUGUCGCCGACACAAGUAAACAUCCGUUUACUCCUCGCAUCGCCGAUGUCCGCUUACGUGCACGAGUCGAAAUGAAUCUACAUGAGUUUGCCGGAUACGGAAAUCCAAAGCAGUGGCUCAUUCUCUUCCACGAGUUGAUGCGAAGAGAGCAAUUCGAUUCGCUCGAAGAAAAAGAUGCCCAUUACUGUCAAGCCUUCGUCCAACACCUCAGCAAAGGUGCGCUCAAAUGGUAUUAUAACCUCCCAGUCGGAUCCAUCAACAGCUACAAUGAGCUUUUAGUCGCUUUUGUAAAGCACUAUUCAAUAUUCAUGGUCUAA